Molecule: messenger RNA, 6083 nt
Organism: Labeo rohita (rohu)
Lineage: Eukaryota; Metazoa; Chordata; Actinopteri; Cypriniformes; Cyprinidae
Product: neuronal cell adhesion molecule-like
Exons: 31
Coding region: 278-4141 (1287 amino acids)
Biological process (GO): brain development; cell-cell adhesion
Molecular function (GO): cell-cell adhesion mediator activity
Source: RefSeq, a predicted model, not a curated record
UCCGCGAGCUUUUAGUGGGGAUGAGCGCGCGGAGAGUCCAGCAGUCAGUGAGUCGCAGCGCGGGACAGAGACAAGAGACAGAGACAGAGACAGAGACACAGUACCGGACCAGAACCAGGAGCGAGCGGGUUUUAUAGGUUUUGCUCAUCUGGACGCCGACAGAGCCGAAGCAGAUCUUCUCCGUGUUGUUUGUGUCUGUGAGCCGCUGCUGUCCUGAUCGCGCUCGAGGGCGGGGCUAAACUCACUCCAGACGCGGCUGAUUGGUCACAAGGCCGUGAUGGACAGGCCGAGGGACGGCCCAUUGGCCCUGCUGCUGCUGCUCUUCCUGGGUCACGUGAUCACGGCGCUGGAGGUUCCUCUGGACCCUAAACUUCUGGAAGAGUUGCCGCAGCCUCCCACAAUCACCCAUCAGUCGCCGAAGGACUACAUCGUAGAUCCACGCGAGAACAUCGUCAUCCACUGCGAGGCCAAAGGGAAACCGCAUCCCAGCUUCUCAUGGACCAGGAACGGGACGCAUUUCGACAUCGAUAAGGACCCCAAAGUCAUCAUGAAGCCUCGUUCGGGGACGCUGGUGAUCGACAUCAGCGGUGGAGAGAGGGUGGAGGCGUACGAGGGCGUCUAUCAGUGCUCCGCUCACAACGAGCUCGGCACCGCCGUCUCCAACGCCAUCGUCAUCCGCCAGUCCAGGUCUCCUCUGUGGUCUAAAGAGAGAAUCAGUCCAAUCGUUGCACAGAAGGGGCAGUCUUUAAUUCUGCACUGCCGCCCCCCCGCCGGCCUUCCGCCGCCCAUCAUAUUCUGGAUGGACAACAAUUUCCAGCGUCUGCCGCAGAGUCGUCGCGUGUCUCAGGCUCUGAACGGAGAUCUCUACUUCUCCAACAUCCAGCCGGAGGACUCCAGGAGCGACUACAUCUGCUACGCUCGCUUCCCGCACACGCAGACCAUCCAGCAGAAGCAGCCCAUCACCGUCCGCGUGCUCGACAUGGAUUCACUCAAUGACACAGUGGCAGAUUAUUUCAAUGACACUGAUUUGUUUAGUGAUAAACCCGCUGAAGAGCGAGCGCCCGUCUUCCUGGUUCCCAGUGAAGCUGUCAGCUCUAAAAUGGUUCUGAGAGGAGAAACUCUGGAGAUGGAGUGCAUCGCCGACGGCCUCCCCACUCCCGUGGUCUCGUGGGUGAAACGCAACGGUGACAUUCCCAGCGGUCGAGCUUCCUUCCUGAACUUCGAUAAGACUCUGCGGAUCACGGACGUGUCGGAGGCGGAUGCUGGAGAAUAUCGCUGCAACGCCAAGAAUCAACACGGCUCCGUUCACCACACCAUCAGAGUCACGGUUAACGCGGCUCCGUACUGGAUCAGCGCUCCCAGGAAUCUGGUUCUGGCCCCGAAGGAGAUGGGCAUCAUCACGUGCCGGGCCGCAGGACACCCCAAACCCACCCUCCGCUGGCUCAUGAACGGACUGCCCAUCGAGGACGCUCCUAACGAGGCCAGCAGGAGACUGGAAGGAGACACCCUCAUAUUCUCAGAGGUGCAGACGGGCUCCAGCGCCGUUUACCAGUGUAACGCCUCCAACCAGCACGGAUACUUACUGUCCAACGCCUUUGUCAACGUACUGGCGGAGCCGCCCAGAGUCCUGACACAGCCUAAUAUAAUCUAUCAGGUCAUCAGGAACAAACCCGCGCUGCUGGAGUGUUUGACGUUCGGAUCGCCCGUCCCGACCAUCACGUGGUUUAAGGACAGCCGCUCCAGCAUGUUGGAGGGAAACGCUUACGUCUUCCAUGAGAACGGAACGCUGGAGAUCCACAUGUCUCAGCCCACAAACAGCGGGAAAUACACCUGCGUGGCCCGGAAUAACCUCGGCAUCUCUGAGAACCACGUCUACCUGGAGGUCAAAGAGCCCACGAGGAUCCUGAGGCCGCCGGAGUACCGCGUGGUCCAGAGGAACCGGGACGUGGUGUUCGAGUGUAAAGCGAAGCACGACCCGUCUCUCGUGCCCACCGUGACGUGGCUGAAGGACGACGGAGAGCUGCCCGAUGACGACAGGUUUAGAGUGGACUCGGACAGUCUGACCAUCACGGACGUGACGGAGAGCGACGCGGGGACGUACACGUGCGUCAUGAACACCACGCUGGACCAGGACUCGGCCAGCGCUCAGCUCACGGUGGUCGAGGCCCCGCCCACUCCCGCGGUGAUCUACGAGCAACCGGGAGCACCGACCGAUCUGGAGCUGACGGAUCCGGGAGUGAGAAGCGUUCAGCUCACCUGGACACCUGGAGAUGAACACAACAGCCCUAUCAAGAAGUUCCUGAUCCAGUACGAGGACGCUCUCCACCAGAGCGGCGUGUGGCACAAUUUGACCGAGGUUCCUGGAACCAAAACCACGGCUCACCUGAAGCUCUCUCCGUACGUCCACUAUAGCUUCAGAGUGCUGGCGCUCAACGACGUGGGCUUCAGCCGUCCCAGCGCGGCCUCGCACCAGUAUAGGACCAGCCCCGCAGCUCCAGACGAGAACCCCAGUGAGGUCAAAGGUCACGGCACUGAACACAAUAAUCUGGUCAUCACUUGGAAGCCGCUGACGCCUCUACAGGCCAACGGUCCCAAUCUGAAGUACAAGGUCAUGUGGCGCCAGCAGGACACGGAGAAGGAGUGGGCGUCGGUGAACGUGGCUAACGUCUCUAAGUUCGUGGUGUCGGGGACGCCCACGUUUGUGCCGUACGAGGUGAUGGUUCAGGCGCUGAACGAAUACGGUCCCGGACCCCAGCCCAGCCCUGUGAUCGGAUACUCCGGAGAGGACUUUCCGUCGGCAGCUCCGGGUAACGUGCAGGUCCUGGUGCAGAACAGCACGCUGGCCGAGGUGCGCUGGAGCCCCGUUCCGCUCGAAUCCGUGCGCGGGCGACUGCGGGGGUAUAAGGUUCAUUACCAACGCGAGCGCAGUUUACACCGACACAACUCUCAUCACGGCAAACAGAGGACUGAGAUCUUCAGCCCCAACAAAACCAACGGGAAACUGCCCGACCUGCUGCCGUACAGCGUCUACAGUCUGCACGUGACGGCCUUCAACGGCCGAGGAGAAGGUCCCGCCAGCACCGUGGAGCGCUUCGAGACGCCCGAGGGUGUUCCUGGCGCGCCGUCCUCCUUCCGGGUUUCUUUCUCCGAUCUGGACUCUCUGACGCUGCAGUGGGGUCCACCUCACGAGAGGAACGGCCGUCUGACCGGAUACACCAUCAAAUAUCAGACCGUCGACAGCAAAAAUGAUUUGGGUCUGCUGGAGGAGCUGGAUCUGCCGUCCAAUCAGAGCAGCUUCACACUGCACGACCUCCCUCACAGCACGCGCUACAAGUUUUAUAUCAGUGCCAGAACGCAGAGAGGAGCCGGACCCGCGCUCACCGAGGAGGCCGUCACCGUCAUUGACAGAGCGCCGCCGGUCGCUCCUGCGUUUGGGAACGUCAGCUCAUCCGUGAGCGAGGACGGAGCGCUGAUCAGUUGGGAAUACUGGGGCCCCGAGAAACACCUUUAUGUUGAAUAUGUUAUAGACAACAGUGAUGAGAGUCUGGCAGAUGAAGACUGGCACACAGAGAUGGUCAACGGCUCUCAGUUCCACGUUCUUAAGGGUUUGAAGAAAGGUUUGGCCUACAGGGUGCGUGUGGUGGCCCGGGGUCACGACGACCGAGCGGUCCAUCUCUCUGAAGUGCUGUUGGUUAAGGUCCCAGCGAUGGUGAGUCCACAGGUGGACAUCGCCACUCAGGGUUGGUUCAUCGGUCUGAUGUCAGCCAUCGCUCUGCUCAUCCUCAUCCUGCUUAUCAUUUGCUUCAUCAAGAGGAACAAAGGUGGCAAAUAUCCAGUUAAAGAGAAGGAAGAUGCUCACGGAGACCCGGAGAUCCAGCCCAUGAAAGAGGAUGAUAUCACGUUUGGAGAGUACAGUGACGAGGACCAUAAACCGCUCAAAGGGAGCCGAACGCCGUCCAGCGGAACCGUUAAGCGCGACGGCAGCGACGACAGUUUAGUCGACUACGGAGACUCCGGAGACACGCAGUUCAACGAGGACGGCUCGUUUAUCGGACAGUAUAGCGGGAGGUCGGAUAGAGACGCCGCGCACGACAGCUCCGAGCCGCCGUCUCCGGUCAAUGCCAUGAACUCAUUCGUGUAGGACGACGCUUCGGUUUACUAGAGACUAAACGAGCCCGACGCUCGAGACGGACGCGACUGAAGCGGACUGGACGGACGGAUGUCAAAGGACGUUUAACAGGGCUGUGUUCACAAUAGCACACUAUCAUACUACAGCAGUAUGUACUAUUAUGCAAUCAUCUAGAUAUCAGGCAAAAAUUUAAACAUUUUCAUUUAUGGUUUGAUCACUCAAGACGGAGUCUAUAACUUAAGGAAUACUUCCCUCAAAAUGAAAAUGUGUUCAGGCCGUCCAAGAUUAGGACGAGUUUGUUUGUUCAUCAGAUUUGUAGAAAUGUGUCAUUGCAUCACUGUCUCACCAAUGGAUGUGAAUGGGUGCCGUCAGAACGAGAGUCCAAACAGCUGAUAAAAACAUUAUAAUAAUCCACAAGUAAUCCACACCACUCCAGUCCAUCAGUUCACAUCUUGAGAAGACAAAAGCUGAAACAAAUCCACCAUUAAGACGUUUUAAACUAAAAUCAAAGUCCAUAUUCCAGUGGAAAAAUCCAUUUUCUGUUGUCUCUCACAUCAAAAUCCAGCCACAUAUUUGUUUUAGAGCUGUUUUGGCUUGAAAGCAGUGCUUGAUCUGUGCAGAUUUCUCUCCUGAUUCAGACCAGACCGCUUUUUCACCAAUGGAUGUGAAUGGGUGCCGUCAGAACGAGAGUCCAAACAGCUGAUAAAAACAUCACAAUAAUCCACAAGUAAUACACACCACUCCAGUCCAUCAGUUCACAUCUUGAGAAGACAAAAGCUGAAACAAAUCAAUUAUUAAGACAUUUUUAACUAAAAUGUGAGUUCAAAUCCAGCCUCCUAAUUGUUUUUCAGAGCUGUUUUGGCUUGUAAAUGGUGCUUGAUCUUUGCAGAUUUCUCACCUGAUUCAGACCAGACCACUUUUUCACCAAUGGAUGUGAAUGGGUGCCGUCAGAACGAGAGUCCAAACAGCUGAUAAAAACAUUAUAAUAAUCCACACCACUCCAGUCCAUCAGUUAACAUCUUGAGAAGACAAAAGCUGAAACAAAUCCAUCAUUAAGACAUUUUUAACUAAAAUGCAAGUUCAUAAUCCAGUGGAGUCCAUCUCCUGUUGUCUCUCACUUCAAAAUCCAGUCACAUAUUUGUUUCAAAACCAUUUUGGCUUGAAAACAGUGCUUGAUCUGUGCAGAUUUCUCUUCUGAUUCAGACCAGACCGCUUUUUCACCAAUGGAUGUGAAUGGGUGCCGUCAGAAUGAGAGUCCAAACAGCUGAUAAAAACAUCACAGUAAUCCACAUCACUCCAAUCCGUUAACAGUGAUAAAGUGGUCUGGUCUGAAUCAGGAGAGAAAUCUGCACAAGCCAAAACAGUCCAGAAUGGCUCUAAACAAAUAUGUGGCUUGAUUUUAAUAUGACUGUUUAACAGGCGGAAGUGUUAUUAUGGACUCAAUGUAUUUGAGUUAAAAAUGUCUUAAUGAUGGAUUUGUUUCAGCUUUUGUCUUUUCAAGAUGUUGACUGAUGUACUGGAGUGGUGUGGAUUAGUUGAUGUUUUUAUCAGCUGUUUGGACUCUCAUUCUGAUGGCACCCAUUCACAUCCAUUGGUGAGCAUGUGAUGGAAUGACACAUUUCUCCAAAUCUGAUGAGGAAACAAACUCAUUUACACCUUGGAUGACCUGUGUAUGACUACAUGUGCAUUUCUGGGUGAACUAUUCCCGAUGUGACGGCAGCAGCACACUACGUUCAGUGUUGAUCAUGUGAUGACGCAGUAUGCUAGUAUUACACUAUGAACGCAGCUGAUGUAUCCAUGCAUGAUGACAUAAUUCUACUCUGAUUCUGAGAGAUGCAGACGCUCUCACUGUAUUUCAGGGCGCUGCUGAAGUGUUUAACAGUUUGCUAAUGACAGUCACAGACUCUUUAAGUGCUUCAACACUGUAGUCGAUGUCAGGUGCUUCCAGAGCGCA